UGCUUCACUAGUUGAAUGGCUGCUCUGUCUGCUGUAGCCCAUCUUGUUGGGACUGGUGAAGAGAUUGUUGCUGGAGAUGACAUUUAUGGUGGCUCUGAUAGGAUGCUGUCAAAAGUAAUUCCAAAGACAGGGGUCGUGGUGAAACGAGUUGAUACAACUAGUUUAGAUGAAAUAGCAUCUGCAAUUGGUCCCUGGACAAAGCUUGUCUGGCUGGAGAGUCCCACAAAUCCUCGACAAAUGGUUUCUAAUAUUCGUGAAAUAGUUAAAAUGGCUCAUGCUCAUGAUGCUCUUGUCUUGGUGGAUAACAGUAUAAUGUCUCCUGUAGUGUCACAACCUCUGGAACUAGGAGCUGACAUUGUUAUGCACUCAGCUACCAAGUUCAUUGCUGGGCACAGUGAUGUGAUGGCAGGUGUACUGGCUGUAAGAGGGGAAAGAUUAGCAAAAGAGCUGUACUUUCUACAAAAUGCAGAAGGGUCUGGGUUGGCUCCAUUUGAUUGUUGGCUCUGCUUACGAGGAAUUAAGACAAUGGCUUUACGAAUUGAGAAGCAGCAGAGUAAUGCACAAACGAUUGCUGAGUUUCUGGCGUCCCAUCUACGGGUGACGAAAGUUAAAUAUGCAGGCCUUGUUGAUCAUCCUGGACAUGAUUUGCAUUUUUUUUAG
Humulus lupulus (European hop) is the source of this 660-nucleotide messenger RNA. RefSeq names its product cystathionine beta-lyase, chloroplastic-like. NCBI's taxonomy places the organism in Eukaryota, Viridiplantae, Streptophyta, Magnoliopsida, Rosales, Cannabaceae. Bases 16 to 660 code for a protein of 214 amino acids. The transcript has 7 exons. The record is from RefSeq and is a predicted model, not a curated record. Gene Ontology annotation, cellular component: cytoplasm. Gene Ontology annotation, biological process: transsulfuration. Gene Ontology annotation, molecular function: carbon-sulfur lyase activity; pyridoxal phosphate binding.